CUAAUCAACUACUAUUUCUACAGGGAAUGCAGAGGGCAACCAAUGUUACCUACCAAGCUCAUCAUGUCAGCCGAAAUAAGAGAGGCCAAGUGGUAGGAACAAGAAGUGGUUUCCGUGGAUGCACAGUCUGGUUAACAGGUCUCUCUGGUGCUGGGAAGACCACAGUUAGCAUGGCCCUGGAAGAAUAUUUAGUAUGCCAUGGCAUUCCAUGCUACACAUUGGAUGGUGACAACAUUCGCCAAGGCCUUAAUAAGAAUCUGGGUUUCACACCAGAAGAUAGAGAAGAAAAUGUCCGUCGGAUUGCUGAGGUUGCUAAACUGUUUGCAGAUGCUGGUUUGGUGUGCAUCACUAGUUUCAUCUCUCCUUAUGCUCAGGAUCGUAAUAAUGCUAGACGAAUUCAUGAGGGGGCCAGCCUGCCUUUUUUGAAGUAUUUGUGGAUGCUCCCUUGCAUGUCUGUGAACAAAGAGAUGUUAAGGGACUGUAUAAGAAAGCCAGAGCUGGAGAAAUUAAAGGUAAACCUAGAUAUAGUUUCAUCCUUCCUACGUAAGUGACAUGUUGUGAUUGGA
Meleagris gallopavo (turkey) is the source of this 566-nucleotide messenger RNA. The record is from RefSeq and is a predicted model, not a curated record. NCBI's taxonomy places the organism in Eukaryota, Metazoa, Chordata, Aves, Galliformes, Phasianidae.